Molecule: messenger RNA, 8556 nt
Organism: Synchiropus splendidus (mandarinfish)
Lineage: Eukaryota; Metazoa; Chordata; Actinopteri; Syngnathiformes; Callionymidae
Gene: ttc28
Product: tetratricopeptide repeat domain 28
Exons: 24
Coding region: 742-7875 (2377 amino acids)
Molecular function (GO): protein binding
Source: RefSeq, a predicted model, not a curated record
AGUGGAAAGCGGCGGCGCUAUGACCCUGCAGCGUGUGCUCUGCUGCGAGUGUGUAAACUGUGAGGGAGGAAGUCAUCACCGAGUCCAGUUUGUUGCUGUUGCAGGAAUCACUAUAUCCUUCCAGCCCCUCAAACAAAUUCCAGGGAUUUUUUUUGCGCUUUUCCUCCUCCUCUUUCUGCGCGUCACCUCCCCGCCUGUCGCGCUGUCGAUGCCGGACUCCUUCAUCUUCACCUCGGAAAGUGUGUUUCAGUCACUGGAAAAGCGGAUUGGAUCACUGUGAUAAACCUUUUUGGAGGAAAACAACCGCUUUUUCUUAAAUCCCGGCGCAGCGGACUCAGUUGCACCGCCUCGGUAUUACUGUCUAACCCACUUAUCUGGACUAGUUGGGAAAGUUGAAGGAAUCCUUUUUCAAAAACGUGGACGCAGAAGGGAGUGGGCUCCUAGCGCGCUUGGAUUUACGCACAGUCUCUCACCAGCGCUCGACAGCAUGUGUGUGUGACUUGUCCUCCCGAGGUGUACCGUGGAUUUACCCGCUGUCUGAUCCGCGUGGACGCUGUCGUCUGCCCCUAAAAUAACCCGCAAAGCCGAGAGUCGCACCUCAUCAUGCGUUGCUUCGUGGAGAACAUCUGCGGCAAAGCUGAGGGAAGUGUCCAGACAGCAUGACUUACCCGGAGGAUUUCUCAGAAACGACACUCCAGUCUUGUAUGAGAUCUUAAUGCUGUUCCUUUUUGGUUUACAAAUAUGAUGAAAUGGCAGCCCCGGAAGAAGGCAUACUUCCGACAGGGUGUUGCCCUUCAGUACCUUGGUCGUCAUGCCGACGCACUGGCCGCCUUCGCCUCCGGGCUGGCCCAAGACCCAAAGAGCUUGCAGCUGCUGGUGGGGAUGAUAGAGGCCGCCAUGAAAUCUCCUCUGCGAGAGUCUCUGGAGCCCACCUAUCAACAGCUGCAGAAGAUGAAGCUGGACAAAAGUCCCUUUGUGGUGGUGUCUGUGAUUGGCCAGGAGCUGCUGACAGCUGGCCACCACACAGCCUCCGUUGUAGUCCUGGAAGCAGCUUUGAAGAUCGGCACGUGCAGCCUCAAGCUACGAGGAUCCGUCUUCUCGGCCCUCAGCAGCGCCCACUGGUCGCUCGGCAACACAGAGAAAAGCACCGGCUACAUGCAGCAGGACCUGGAGGUGGCCAAGACCUUAGGUGACCAAACCGGAGAAUGUCGUGCCCAUGGGAAUUUAGGCUCGGCAUUCUUCUCUAAAGGAAACUACCGUGAAGCUCUGACAAACCAUCGCAACCAGCUGGUUCUCGCCAUGAAGCUAAAGGACAGAGAGGCUGCCUCCAUGGCCCUGAGCAGCUUGGGCCACGUCUACACAGCCAUAGGGGACUAUCCAAACGCCCUGGCUAGCCACAAGCAGUGCGUCCUGCUGGCCAAGCAGUCCAAAGAUCAGCUCUCGGAGGCUCGGGAACUGGGAAACAUGGGCGCCGUCUACAUCGCUAUGGGAGAUUUCGACAACGCUGUCCAGUGCCACGAACAGCACCUGGGGAUCGCCAAGGCGCUGGAGAACAAGCGGGAGGAAGCUCGGGCGUACAGCAAUCUUGGCAGCGCCUACCACUACCACAGGAACUUUGACAAGGCCAUGUCCUACCACACUCACGUCCUGGAGCUGGCCCAGGAGCUGGAGGAGAAGUCCAUUGAGAUGAGGGCUUAUGCCGGUCUGGGCCACGCUGCCCGCUGCAUGCAGGACUUGGAGAGGGCAAAGCAGUACCAUGAACAGCAGCUGUCUAUAGCGGAGGGUUUGAAGGACAGAGCCGCGGAGGGCAGGGCCUCCUCCAAUCUGGGCAUCAUUCACCAGAUGAAGGGCGACUACGAGACGGCGCUGAAACUCCACAAAACCCACCUGGCCAUCGCUCAGGAGUUGAACGACUACGCUGCUCAGGGCCGGGCGUACGGCAACAUGGGCAACGCCUACAACGCCUUGGGGGCUUUCGACCAGGCGGUGCGCUAUCACCGGCAGGAGCUGCAGAUCUCCAUGGAGGUCAAUGACCGGGCGUCGCAGGCGUCCACACACGGCAACCUCGCCGUGGCCUACCAAGCCCUUGGUGCUCAUGACCGCGCUCUCCAGCACUACCAGAACCAUCUCAACAUCGCCCGCGAGCUCAGAGAUGUCCAAAGCGAGGCGAGGGCGCUGGGGAACCUUGGGAACUUCCACUGCUCUCGCGGAGAGUUUCCUCAGGCUGUCCCCUACUACGAACAGUACCUCCGCCUGUCCCCUGACCUGCAGGACAUGGAGAGUGAGGGUAAAGUUUGUCACAAUCUCGGGUAUGCCCACUACUGCUUAGGCAACUUCCAGGAUGCCGUCAAGUACUACGAGCAAGAUCUCGCACUGGCCAAGGACCUUCAUGACAAGCUGAGCCAGGCCAAGGCGUACUGCAAUCUCGGGCUGGCAUUUAAAGCCCUGGGGGACUUUGCAAAGGCUGAGGAAUGUCAGAAGUACCUGCUGUCGUUGGCGCAGUCCUUGAACAAUGCACAGGCUCGUUUCAGAGCUCUCGGAAACCUGGGCGACAUAUUCGUCUGCAAGAAGGACGUGGCCGGAGCCAUUCAGUUUUAUGAGCAGCAACUGGCGUUAGCUCACCAGGUGAAGGAACGCCGGAUGGAGGCCUGCGCCUAUGCUGCCCUCGGCGCCACCUACAGACUUGUACAGAAAUACGACAAAGCUCUGGGCUACCACACCCAAGAGCUGGAGGUUUACCAGGAGCUGGGCGACGUGUCGGGGGAGUGCAAAGCCCACGGCCACCUGGCCGCGGUCUACAUGGCUCUGGGGAAGUACGCCAUGGCUUUCAAGAGCUACGAGGAGCAGUUGGAGCUGGGACGCCGGCUCAAGGACCCCGUGGUGGAAGCUCAAGUGUACGGGAAUAUGGGCAUUACCAAAAUGAAUGUGGGCGUGAUGGAGGAAGCCAUCGGCUACCUGGAGCAGCAGCUGGCCACUUUGCAGCAGCUGAGUGGCAAUGAGGCCGUAAUGGACAGAGGGAGAGCAUAUGGCAACCUGGGAGACUGCUACGAAGCGCUGGGAGAUUUCGAGGAAGCUAUCAAAUACUAUGACCAGUACUUAUCGGUGGCUCAGAGCCUGAAUCGGAUGCAGGACCAGGAGAAGGCCUACCGAGGAUUAGGAAACGGACACAGGGCUAUGGGAAACCUUCAGCAGUCACUUGUGUGCUUUGAGAAGCGCCUGGUUGUUGCGCAUGAGCUCGGUGAGUGCGGAGGAAAGGCCCAGGCUUACGGCGAGCUGGGAGCUCUUCACAGCCAACUGGGUAACUACGAGCAGGCCAUCUCUUGCCUGGAGCGUCAGCUGGCCAUCGCACGUGACACCCAGGACAGACUUCUGGAGGGCGACGCCAGCUGUGGCUUGGGUGCGGUGUAUCAAGCUAUGGGAGAGUAUGAAACAGCGCUGCGGUGCCACCAGAGCGAUCUUGAAAUCGCGGAAGAAGCCGGGAGCCCCGCGCGGCAGGCCCGGGCGUACGGAAACUUGGGCCUCACGUACGAGUCGCUUGGAAACUAUGAGCGGGCGGUCGUGUUCCAAGAACAACACCUGAGCGUGGCGGCUCAAACAAAUGACUUGGCGGCAAAGACUCUGGCCUACGGCAGCCUGGGAAGGACACACCACGCACUUCAAAACUACUCGCAGGCCGUCAUGUACCUCCAGGAAGGCCUGCGGCUUGCCGAGCAGCUGGCACGGCGUGAGGAGGAGGCGAAGAUCCGCCAUCGACUUGGGCUUUCUCUGUGGGCCAGUGGGAAUCUGGAGGAGGCCCAGCAUCAGCUUUAUCGUGCGUCUGCGCUGUUUGAGACGAUUCGGCACGAAGCCCAGCACAGCACCGACUAUAAACUCUCCCUGUUUGAUCUGCAAACCUCCUGCUACCAGGCGCUCCAGCGGGUCCUCGUGAGCCUCGGACACCACGACGAGGCGCUGGCAGUGGCGGAGCGUGGCCGCACACGCGCUUUCGCUGACCUUUUGGUGGAGAGGCAGACGGGCCAACAAGAGUCCGACCCUUACACGCCGGUCACGGUGGAGCACAUUUUGGACACGGUCAACAGCCAGAGAGCCCUGGUUCUUUACUUCUCCAUGGCAGCUGGUUAUCUGUACAGCUGGCUGUUGGCUCCAGGAGCAGGCAUCCUGAAGUUCCACGAGGUGUAUCUGGGUGAAGGCGUAUCCGAAGGAGGCUCGGAGUUCCAGGAGGGGAGCAGUGUCAGCAUGGUCGGAGGAUCUUCUCUGGAGCAGCACAUUGCCAGCGCUCGUGAGGCUCUGGGGGUGGAGUCGUACUACAGCAGGGGGUGUUCAAACAGCGAGACGGAGAGCGAAGCGGGGGAUUCGCUGGACCAACAGUUUGAAGAGCUCAACAACAAGCUCAAUUCCGUCACCGAUCCGACCGGAUUCCUGCGCAUGGUCUCCCGGAACAACCUUUUCAACAGGAGUUGUCAGAGUAUGACCAGCCUCUUCAGUAACACAAUGUCUCCCGCCAAAGACGGCAGCUCUUCUCUGCCGCACCGCUCCAGCGGGCUGGGGAAGCCUCCUCUCCGGGCUCUUUAUGACCUGCUCAUUGCACCCAUGGAAGGGGGUCUGAUGCACUCCAGCGGACCGGUGGGCAGACACAGACAGCUAGUGAUGGUCCUGGAGGGAGAGCUCUAUCUCAUCCCCUUCGCCUUGCUCAAAGGCAGUUCGUCGAAUGAAUAUCUGUAUGAACGCUUCAGCCUCAUCGCAGUCCCCUCAAUUCAAGGCCUCGGAUCCAGUUCAAAGGUUCACCCCAGACGUCCGGGACCAGCUCCAUGUGGUGGGGUCUCAAUGGCGGCAGUGGUGGGGAACCCCAGACUGCCUUCCCCGGUGAUGGACCGGUGGCUAUGGGGGCCGAUGCCGUCGGCAGAGGAAGAGGCGCUCAUGGUGGCGGAGCUACUGGGCUGCCAGCCUCUGGCCGGCUCGGCCGCCACUAAAGAGAGGGUGAUGAGCGCUCUCACGCAGGCUGAGUGUGCCCACUUUGCCACCCAUAUUUCAUGGAAACUGGCAGCGCUGGUGCUCACUCCAAACCCCGAGAGCGUCACUGGCGGAGCGGGUUCCAGUGUGGGAACGGUCGGACGGGGCGGGGGAGGAAGGAGGGGGAGCAGCAGCAGAGGAAGGAAGGGUUCGGUCGGGAGCGGCUACACCAUCCCUGAAUCCCUCCACAUGCAGGACGACGGCAGCGACGUGGAGAGCAUCUGUGACAGCCCGUCCCUGCAGGAGUUCCUGCUCACGGCUGCAGAUAUCCUGGACUUGAGGUUGCCUGUCAAGCUGGUGGUGUUGGGCUCGUACCUGGAGUCCAGCAGCAAGGUGACUGCCGAUGGGGUCGUCGGACUGACCAGGUCGUUCCUGGCUGCCGGUGCUCAGUGUGUCCUGGUGUCCUUGUGGCCCGUCCCGGUGGCAGCCUCGAAGGUUUUCGUUCAUGCUUUCUACACUGCCUUGCUCAACGGGACCAAGGCCAGCGCAGCAUUGGCUGAUGCCAUGAAGACGGUUCAGAGCAGCAAGCAGUACUCACAUCCAUCCAACUGGGCUGGGUACAUGCUCAUUGGCAGCGAUGUGAAGCUCAACAGCCCCUCCUCUCUCAUUGGCCAAGCUCUGGCUGAGAUCCUGCAGUACCCAGAUCGUGCUCGUGAUGCCCUGCGAGUGCUGCUCCACCUGGUGGAGAAGUCUCUGCAAAGGAUCCAAAACGGGCAGCGCAACUCCAUGUACACAUCACAGCAGAGUGUGGAGAACAAGGUGGGCGGGGUCCCCGGCUGGCAGGCUCUUCUGACAGCUGUGGGCUUCCGUCUGGACUCUGCAGGCUCCAGCAUCCCUGCUGCUGUCUUCUUCCCCACCGCUGAUCCGGGGGACAGGCUCCAGCAGUGCAGCACCACCUUGCAGUCGCUCCUGGGUCUACCACCACCAGCUCUCCAAGCUCUGUGCAAACUCAUCACAGCUUCAGAAGCAGGCGAGCAGCUCAUCAACCGGGCUGUUAAAAAUAUGGUGGCAAUGCUCCAUCAGGUGCUAGUUCAGCUUCAGACAGGUGAAAAGGAGCAGGACUUCUCCCUGCUGCCCAUUCAGGUGUCCAUCAGCGUGCAGCUGUGGAGACUGCCGGGGUGCCACGAGUUCCUAGCUGCCCUCGGGUUUGACUUGUGCGAGGUGGGCCAGGAAGAAGUGGUUCUGAAAACCGGCAAACUAGCCAAUCGCCGUACCUUGCACUUUGCUCUUCAGUCUCUGCUGGCACUUUUUGACUCCACAGAACUGCCCAAGCGUCUGAGCCUGGACAGCUCGUCCUCGCUGGAGUCCCUUGCUUCGGCGCAGUCUGUCUCCAACCCUCUGCCUCUGGGUUACUCCACCCUCCCCUUCUCUCCUUCCUGCCUGGACAGUCAGGCCUCAGACGCGAUCUCUGUUUAUAGUCUCAGCUCUGUAGCUUCCUCCAUGAGCUUCGCUUCCAAGUCCGAUUGUGAUUUCCUCAGUCACCGCCAGCGCAGCGGUGCCACGGCCCACUAUUCAGCCCACCGACACCCUCACGUUCCACGCAGUCGCUCCUCUCCCCACGGGGCCGCCGCGACACUGGGAGGCACCCGAGGGGAGGAGGAGGAGUAUGAAGGCUUCUCUAUUAUUAGCAGCGAGCCCCUGGGCAGCCACUGCGACUCCUUGCCUUUUCCACCUGGACACAGCCAGCGUCACCACCGAGGAGGGAGGGGGGUCUCUGGAGGCUCCGCUUCCAGGGCGGGAAGAGGCUACACCGUGUCAGUGUCAUCCCGAGGCAGCGUCAGCACCCCCACUUCCCCGGUCAAAACCUGCCUGGUGCCAAGUCCAAACUCGCCCUUUCAAAAGGUGGGUAAAGUGAGCAGCUCCGACACGGGUGAAUCCGACCAGUCCAGCACGGAGACAGACAGCACGGUCAAGUCUCAGGAAGAAAAGGUGGCCCCUCUAGAUCCUCAGGAGCUGGCGCAGAAGAUCCUGGAGGAAACCCACUCGCACUUGCGUGCCGUUGGUAGCCUACAGCGGGCAGGGGCAGAGGGUGCCUCUGCAGGAGGAGGCACAGCUCGAAGCAGCGCCUUCCGCGCCUCCGAAACCAGUGCGUUCAGCCGGCCGAAUAGCAGCGCCAGUGGUCGCCUUCACUCUUCCCCAAAGCCUAAACCCCCCUCCCGCUCUUCUUCCCUGCAAAAGAUAAGUUCCGGUUACAACAGCCCUGCUGUCUCCGAGUCUUCCCAAAAGGAUGGCAGUCAUCCAUCGCCCACGCUGGACAGCCACGCCCAGUUCAAAUUAAAGUAUCCCAGCUCCCCGUACAGCGGACACAUAUCUCGAUCUCCGAGCAACAUUUCGCCCAGUUCCGGCCACCAGUCCCCUGCUGGCAGCGCCCCCUCCCCAGCGCUCUCCUACUCCUCUACUGGAUCUGCAUGCUCCACAUCAGCUGAGCCAUCAGACCUGGACCGCCUCAGAAGAGGCGUCAUUGAUGAGAAAGUCCAAGCUAUCCACAAUCUGAAGACCUUCUGGGCCAAUGCUGCGGCCCAGCAACAGCAGCAGCUGGGUCCUGUCAGAGCCGUCCACGCUUCCCCGGGACCUCUGGCUGCUGCCAGCCGGGAUGUGCUGAGUCUUCUUAACCUUUCGCCACGGAGGUGCUCCCCGAGUGAAACUCAAGACAGCCUGGAACUGCGGGAGAUGGGGCUGCAGUCACUGGACCGGGGGAGCAAGAACUCUUCGAACGGACAUCACUGCUCCAACCCCAGAAAGGUGGCCCCGUCACCCGCCUUCUCCACGAGCAGUAGUCCUGGUGCUCAUUCUAUCAGACUACCUGCUGGCAAUGGAUACAAGUUCCUCUCGCCAGGGAGGUUCUUCCCUUCCUCUAAAUGCUGAGACUUUCAACGUGGCCCCCCCCGGGUUUUACAAGCAGGAAGAGAAGGGCCAAAAAAGCUGACCGCUUCAAGGACUCAUCCGGUCAGUGAGUGCGGUCUUGCAACGGCACUUGAAUGCUUUAGAGUGUCUUGUCUUCGUGCCCAUAAUACUGUAAAUGGCAAUGAAAAAUACUCCACGACCUGAUACUGUGUUUGUGUGUAUCUGUGUGUCAGGUUUCUGUAAAUGCCAUUUAGUAUUUGCUCCAGAAAAAAAUCUUGUUUGUGUGGGCCAAAACGCAACAGCUACAACUGAUUUUCUUUGUUCGGAUUUUUUCUCUUUUCAAAUUUAAUGGUUAUUGUUAUUAUUAUUAUUAUUGUUUGCAAUGUUAUUAAUGUUAUAAUAAUUAAUAUUAUGUUUGUAAAUUAAUUCCAGUGGUUCACAAUCAGUAUUAAGCGUUUUUAUAUGAAUAAAAGGUGAAGAAACAUGUACCGUGUAAAGAUGGAUAGAAUGGAGGAAAAAAAGAUUUAAUAUUUUUUAUUGAAAUCAAACGGGGCAUUUUGCCUGAUUUCUUUGUGAAUUGAGUGUCUGCUCUGAAGCAUGGGUUCUCUUGCUAUUCAAUGUUCAGUAUAAUGUAUGACUUUUUAGCCAUGAUUUUUGAGAUUAAACAUCAAGGUUUCAUGCAACCACCUGCCAUUUAUCAGU